Messenger RNA from Triticum urartu, 462 nucleotides. NCBI's taxonomy places the organism in Eukaryota, Viridiplantae, Streptophyta, Magnoliopsida, Poales, Poaceae. The record is from RefSeq and is a predicted model, not a curated record.
UUUUUGAAUUUUGGUGAAGUGAGCUCUCAGGAAGAUGAAGAGCUAGUCUGGGGGAUAGGGAGGAGUUCAGAGCUCAAGCUUUUUAACUUUUCACAACUAUCAGAUGCUACGAGUAACUUCUCAGAUGAAAAUAAAUUGGGGCAAGGUGGCUUUGGACCAGUAUACAAGGUAAAAGAACACAUUUAUCCAUGUACACAAAGAGAACAAAAAUCGAACCUAGUCUAUGAAACUAAAAAGGCUUUAUUGGAAUGGAACAAAAGAAAAGCGAUUAUCGAAGGGAUAGCACAAGGACUUCUAUAUUUGCAUAAGCACUCUCGGUUACGUGUCAUACAUAGGGAUCUUAAAGCUAGCAACAUACUUUUGGACAGUGAAAUGAAUCCUAAAAUAUCAGAUUUUGGGCUUGCAAAAAUAUUCAGCUCAAAUGAUACUGAAGGGAACACAAAAAGGAUUGCUGGGACAUAG